AGAGGAUAGACAUAUUCCGACGGACGUUAUUUUUUUUUUUUUUAUUUACACUACUUUCUUUCUUUCUUUUUUUUUAUAUUGUAUUGUAUAGUAUUUGUUUAUAGUCAUCUAUCAUGUCAGCCUCUAAUCAAGCCAAAGCAAGAAGAAUUGCUGUUCUCGGGUCAACUGCUGUUGGUAAAUCUUCUCUUGUCAUUCAAUUCUGUGAAAAUCAUUUCGUCGAUAGUUAUUAUCCUACUAUUGAAAAUACAUUUACAAAGACUAUCAAAUAUAGAGGCCAUGAAUACACUGUAGAGAUUAUGGAUACAGCUGGACAGGACGAAUAUUCUAUUUUAUCAUCUCAUCAUGCUUCAAGCGUUCAUGGAUAUGUAUUAGUAUAUUCGAUAUCAUCAAGAUCUAGCUUUGAUAUGUUAAAAAUCAUUCGUGAUAAGAUCUUGGAUUUUACAGGAUUGGAAAGUGUACCAUGUGUGAUUGUAGGAAAUAAAUCUGAUUUAAAUAUCCAGCGACAGAUAUCCCAAGAAGAAGGUCAAGCUUUAGCACAACAAUGGAAUUGUCCUAUGGUAGAAACUUCAGCGAAACACAAUGAAAAUGUUGCCAAAAUCUUUGACGUUUUGAUUGCCACUAUUGAAAAAGCCCACAAUCCUCCACCUGAAGAAAAGAACGCUUGUACCAUAUCUUAAGUUUAGUCUCAAAUAGAUAAUUGAUGAUCAUGAUGAAAUAAAUUACGUUUUAUAUUUGAUGUUGAUUAUGCAUAGUUAUUUGAUCUACUACAAAGAUGAUUUACCUUUUUUUUUUUUUUUUU
Molecule: messenger RNA, 799 nt
Organism: Halteromyces radiatus
Lineage: Eukaryota; Fungi; Mucoromycota; Mucoromycetes; Mucorales; Cunninghamellaceae
Product: ferrous iron transporter B
Exons: 5
Coding region: 114-677 (187 amino acids)
Biological process (GO): small GTPase-mediated signal transduction
Cellular component (GO): plasma membrane
Molecular function (GO): GTP binding; GTPase activity; GDP binding
Source: RefSeq, a predicted model, not a curated record